This is a messenger RNA of Heterocephalus glaber (naked mole-rat), 2322 nucleotides long. It is a transcript of the gene Anxa11, whose product is annotated as annexin A11. The record is from RefSeq and is a predicted model, not a curated record. NCBI's taxonomy places the organism in Eukaryota, Metazoa, Chordata, Mammalia, Rodentia, Bathyergidae. Gene Ontology annotation, cellular component: vesicle membrane; plasma membrane; nucleus. Gene Ontology annotation, molecular function: phosphatidylserine binding; calcium ion binding; calcium-dependent phospholipid binding. Gene Ontology annotation, biological process: phagocytosis; cytokinetic process.
CGGUGAGGGUUGUUUCUGUUGGACUCUUCAUUAGUGUCCACUGUUGGCCUAGCUGUGGGCUGGGUGCCCACAAGGAGAGGCCACCCCCUCCACCCAGGCUCGUUCCUGUGGGUGUUCCGAGACCUGGGACAGGCUGGAUGAGGCCCAGUUUGGAGGUGGGGAAGAUCUGACCAUGAGCUACCCAGGGUACCCCCCUCCUGGUGGUGGCUACCCGCCAGCUGCACCAGGUGGCGGUGCCUGGGGAGGUGCUGCCUACCCUCCGCCCGGUGGGGCCCCCAUUGGGCUGGAUAACGUGGCCAACUACGCAGGGCAGUUCAACCAGGACUACCUCUCAGGAAUGGCGGCCAACAUGUCAGGGACGUUUGGAGGAGCCAACCUGUAUCCCGGAGCCCCCGGGGGAGGCUACCCUCCUGUGCCCUCUGGUGGCUUCGGGCAGCCCCCUCCUUCCCAGCAGCCUGUUCCUCCGUAUGGAAUGUACCCGCCCCCUGGAGGAAACCCGCCCUCUGGGAUGCCUUCCUAUCCGCCCUACCCAGGGGCACCCAUGCCACCCCCUGGGCAGCCACCAAUGACCUACCCUGGGCAGCAGCCAGUGCCACUCCCGGGACAGCAGCCGACGCCAAGCUACCCGGGAUACUCAGGGUCUGGGACCGUCACCCCUGCUGUGCCCCCAACCCAGUUUGGAAACCGAGGCACAAUCACAGAUGCUUCUGGCUUUGACCCCUUGCGAGAUGCCGAGGUCCUGCGGAAGGCCAUGAAGGGCUUUGGCACCAAUGAGCAGGCCAUCAUCGACUGCCUGGGGAGUCGCUCCAACAAGCAGCGGCAGCAGAUCAGCCUGUCCUUCAAGACGGCCUACGGCAAGGAUUUGAUCAAAGACCUGAAAUCUGAGCUGUCGGGAAACUUUGAGAAGGCCAUCUUGGCUCUGAUGAAGACCCCAAUCCUGUUUGAUGCAUAUGAGAUAAAGGAGGCCAUCAAGGGGGCUGGUACGGAUGAACCCUGUCUGAUCGAGAUCCUGGCUUCCCGCAGCAACGCGCACAUCCAGGAGCUGAACCGCGUCUACAAAGCAGAAUUCAAAAAGACGCUGGAGGAGGCCAUUCGCAGUGACACAUCUGGGCACUUCCAACGGCUCCUCAUCUCCCUCUCUCAGGGAAACCGAGAUGAAAGCACAAAUGUGGACACGUCCCUCGUCCAGAGAGACGUCCAGGAGCUGUAUGCGGCUGGGGAGAAUCGCCUGGGAACAGAUGAGUCCAAGUUCAACUCCAUUCUGUGCUCUCGCAGCCGGGCCCACCUGGUGGCAGUGUUUAACGAGUAUCAGAGGAUGACGGGCCGGGACAUCGAGCAGAGCAUCUGCCGGGAGAUGUCGGGGGACCUGGAGCAUGGCAUGCUGGCCGUCGUGAAAUGUCUCAAGAACACCCCUGCCUUCUUCGCUGAGAGGCUCAACAAGGCCGUGCGGGGAGCAGGAACCAAGGACCGGACACUGAUUCGAAUCAUGGUGUCCCGCAGCGAGGUUGACCUCCUGGACAUCAGAACGGAGUACAAACGGAUGUAUGGCAAGUCGCUGUACCAUGACAUCACGGGAGACACUUCUGGGGACUACAGGAAGAUCCUGCUGAAGAUCUGUGGUGGCAAUGACUGAGCAGUGACUGGUGGCUCGCUUCUGCCCCCUGCUGGCAAGGCAAUGCCAGGAUGAGGCCAAAUGAUUGUUUCUCACAAAUCCACCCAGUAACCCCAAGGUGUACAUCUAUCCCUAGAGCCUUGGCCCUGUCCUGCCUUCCCCCUCUUGGCCUGGUCACCCUGCUGAAGGGCCUGGUUGUGGCUAGAGCUCCCUCGGGGAGCCUUCUUCUGCUCCCCACAGCCUCUGGCUGUUAAGAGUAGAUGUUUUAUUUCCUGACUUGUGCAAUCAUUCCUUGUUACUUGUGGCUAGACUCUCAGCAUCAUUUUAGUUGUGUAAUUUUAUAUUCUCCCUUGGAGGCAUAUUUUCUUUUUUUAAUUGUCAUUGCCCGGCAGAUGCAUGUUAGUCUUGUGUACCAAUACACGUUUCUAGUGAGAACCAUGAACCUCACUAGGGCCUGCAAAGGUAAUGUCUGCAUCUGGUGAGAAUGUGUCAUGAGCUUUGUUUUUGCCAAACCCCACCUCCUUUUUAGAAAAAAGGCCAGACAGUCAUUUCUUCCAUCUCCCAUGCAAAACCUUGUGGUCCCAUGCAAAGCCUGUUCCUGACCAGUGACAGGGCUCCUUGUACUUUGGAAUGUGCCUUAAACCUGAAUAUCUGCAGCCAAAAACUUUCCAAAUUAAAGUUGGCCAGCUCUGGAAUGUUCUGCAAAUGUG